Pectinophora gossypiella (pink bollworm) is the source of this 3562-nucleotide messenger RNA. RefSeq names its product MMS19 nucleotide excision repair protein homolog (gene Mms19). Gene Ontology annotation, cellular component: cytosolic [4Fe-4S] assembly targeting complex. The transcript is spliced from 7 exons. The record is from RefSeq and is a predicted model, not a curated record. Lineage: Eukaryota; Metazoa; Arthropoda; Insecta; Lepidoptera; Gelechiidae. Bases 181 to 3099 code for a protein of 972 amino acids. Gene Ontology annotation, biological process: iron-sulfur cluster assembly.
UAAUAACCUCAAAAUUGUUGUGGAAACUUUUUUUUGUUUUGUGCUUCUUAUCUAAAUUGUACGUAAUUAGAAGUAUAAUUCAGUAAUUAAAUAAACUAUCAGUAAAUGAAAAUGCCUGGCAUGUCUAUAUAAUAAUUAAAUACUCCGAAUAAUUUAGUCUGAAGUACCAAAUUCUUAAAAAUGGAAUCUGUGUGGUUUAAACCCAGCUUAGCUGACGAAAUUAUGAAAAACACUGAGAUUUUUGAUCACACACAAAGUAUUGUUACUGAUAUUCUGUCCAACCGAUUGGACAUUACCCUCCUUGUAGAAAACAUGGCAGGGGUUCUGACAGACAAAGAUGCAGAGAACCGUGAACGUGGAAUGCGAUUCUUCACAAAAAUUCUCCGGGAGCUCCCAAAGCAUUACCUAAAUGAUAUGCAAGUGAAAUUUAUAUCCAAAUUUUACGUUGAUCGGUUGAAGGAUAACCAUAGGGUGGUUCCGCCUGUACUAGAAGGAUAUUUAGCACUUAUUGAUAUGAAGAAUUAUGAUAUACAAUUCAGUGGCGAAUUCUUCCUAGUUUUGUUUAGGGAAGUCGCCUGCCAGUCUCAAGUGAGACAAGACAGGUAUAACAUCUAUUUAAUCAUACAGAAGUUGUUGGACAAGAAUAUUGAAUAUAUGAAGAAUCUCGGUCCAGAUUUCGUAUAUGGAGUAAUAUCAGCAAUGGACGGGGAACGGGACCCGAGAAAUCUCUUAUUCCUAUUCUCAUUUCUACCCAGAUUCAUAUCACAAGUACCUCUAGGCCAUUUGACUGAGGAGAUGUUUGAUGUGGUGUCCUGUUACUACCCUAUUGACUUCCAUCCGUCUCCUGGGGACCCUGCAGCAGUCACCAGACAGGAUCUAGCUAAUGCUUUAGCUCCUUGUCUCUGUGCCAUUCCCGCCUUUGGAGAGCAAUGCUUAAUAUUACUUAUUGAAAAAUUAGAUUCGAAUUUACAAGUGGCUAAAUUAGAUUCUUUGAAGUUAUUGACCGAAACUUGUAAAACCUUUGGCCCAGAGUGCUAUGGGCCAUUUUUAAAGGCGUUAUGGGGUUCUAUUCGCCGAGAGAUAUCACACAAAACUGAUGAGGCUCUUAAAAUGGCUGCACACGAAGCAUUGUCUGCUUUAGUCACUAAAUUGUCCAGCACUGCCAACACUGAUCAAGCUUUCGAAACCUUUGUUGAGGGAAUACUUAUUUCAAUGCAAAGUGCUAUCGCCGAAGCUACUACAGUAAUUCAAUUCGUUCACGCAACCAAAGUGUUACUGACAACAGCAAAUGCUUCAAAAGAAUCAUGCGUAAUCAUAUGUGGGAGCAUGAUACCAGCAACUAUAGCUUUCUACAGUUUUAAGACUUCUAAAAAGCUACAAAUAUGUAGCUUGGACUUUUUAGGUGAACUUUACGAUCUAGCGAAACAUUGGGAAGUUUUAGAUCGGGUUCAGGUACAGAUCAAAGAAAUACCCCAGCAUUGUUUGACCGCUGUCAGUGAGACAUCAAAGGAAUAUCAAAUAGCAGGAUUCAAGACUCUGAUUAAAGUGAUAGAUGUGUUAGAAACGGACCUGGUGGUACCAUUUGUCGAAGUGUUAAUUCACAACGUACAGUAUUCUCACGAGACUGACUUGUUAUCUACUAGCGUCGAAACGGUACAUCAUAUCGCCCAAAAAUAUCCUGAAUUGAUCAUGAGUUUGGUAGUCAAAGGAAAAUGUGAUUUAGGGAAUUUAACAGCAGACCUAAACGCUUUACGCGAACGAUUGAACUUGCUAUCGAAUUUGCUUAGCAUAGAUGAUUUUACCAAAGUGAUUAUUGAGGAAAUGUUGAAAUUGAUAGUUGAGAAUGAUAAAGAAGCGCCUAAAGUAAUAGAAGCGUUGAGUGAGACGAUGUCUAAUACAAAUUUGUAUUCAGACAAGAAAGUGACUCAGAUUGAGAGUGAUCAUAAUCUUAUAAAUUCUGUAGUGGCGUGGUUGUUCAUCGAAAUAGAGUCUACCUCUCAAGAAGUGCUCGCUCACGGUUAUACUUUGAUAUCGAACACUAUGGGUAGUCUUCCUGCAGCAAAGCAAAUAAACAUAUUAGAACAGCACACACAGAUAAUACUAGACAAGUGCAAGAUGCAUGAAGUUUACUUCCUUAUUCUGGAGAGCUUGUACAAUUCUGUGCAUCAGAGUGUUUACAAUGACAAGUUUCCAGAUAUUCUGGCUUUGUCUUUGAAAUUGAGUUUGACGUGUGAUAAUGAGAUGAUUAGGACGAAAGCGUGUGCGUUAACGGCACAUUUUCUGAAUAAGGCUGACUAUGGACCUAAUUUUGAGCUGCUGUAUGAAUAUUUGAAGAAUUAUCUGUCGUCAUGUAGCGGUAUGGACAACGCGGUGUGCCCAAGACUGAUAAUGUUGUAUGGUUGGAUUGCUAAAGCGUUGGUCAUGAGAGGUAGCGAUAUGUUCAUGUUUUGGUUGCAAAAGAUAACAACAGUACUAUUAAGUCCAGAUUACGCGAAAGAUGCCGCGGAGUCUAUAAAACUGGUUAUGUCUAGUCAGCCAUCUUACUUCACCACUCGCCAUCACUGCAGGCUAAGUCUCCUAUACAAGCAGAGAAUGUUCGUAGCCUUCGCCGGACUCGCUGAGAAAGUUGGCAAUGUGACCGCAGAGACCAAAGAACACUACCUGCUUAGUUGGGCGUAUGUGAUCGGACGAGCGCCUAAAAGUGUACUUAAUAGUGAAGUUAAUAAGAUCGCGCCUCUAGUAAUAGACUCGCUAGAGUACGACAACAAGGAUCUCCUUCUCGUCAUGCUGGAUGUGCUAUGCCACUUCGUGCAGUCAGCCCAUGUUGUCGUCUCGGAUAGUCUUCAAACCAUCCUGCCCAGACUGGUCAACUUAUCUAGAUAUGUUAAGUCUAUGGACGUCAGAAUAAAAAGCCUGCAAUGUCUCUACGACAUAGCCAACGCAUACCGCACCGCUCUACUGCUCCCGUACAAGCCCGACAUAUUGGUCGACCUGUCGCCUUCGUUGGAUGACAAGAAACGCUUAGUGCGCAAUAUGGCGGUUCGCGCGCGAACCCGCUGGUUCUUGAUUGGCGCGCCGGGCGAGGCGAAGCCUAACUGACCAAUAGGAUUGUAGCAGCAUUCAAAAAAUAGAACACUAUUUUUGUUUUUAAUUUCUCGUGAUAAAUUGAAACAAGGUUUUUUCUGCCUCUUCUUUCGUCUUUAAUUUCUGUUUUUAUUUUAUUCUAUCAAAAUACUUCAACGUUCCUUUCACUUUAAACGAACAUAUAUACUUAACGAAAAGCUUUGUUUUAAUUUACCAUGGCUAUUGUUUAGUAAAAUUCUAAAUAUAAAUUGUUAUCUAAAAAUAUAAGUUGGUUGUUUUAGUUUUUAAAAUUAAUAAGCAGCUAAUCGCAUGUUCAAGUAUGUACGAUAAAAACAAUAUUUCCAUUAAUUUUAUGAUUGUAUGAUCUGACAAUAUACAAUUUACAGAAAAAUCGUAUCAUAAACUUGUUACUGAAUGCUUGUUUUUAAUAAAAUAUAAAAAUAAAUAUCGACGUAAUAAAUUGUAUAUUUGUAUUUAA